Gekko japonicus is the source of this 531-nucleotide messenger RNA. Its product is annotated as interferon gamma-like. The record is from RefSeq and is a predicted model, not a curated record. Gene Ontology annotation, molecular function: type II interferon receptor binding. Bases 1 to 531 code for a protein of 176 amino acids. Gene Ontology annotation, biological process: immune response. Lineage: Eukaryota; Metazoa; Chordata; Lepidosauria; Squamata; Gekkonidae. The transcript is spliced from 4 exons. Gene Ontology annotation, cellular component: extracellular region.
AUGACUUGGCAGAUUUGCUUGUUUGUCUUUCUGGCUAUUAGCUGUUCUGAUGGACAAAUUCUUACAGAUUCAGUUUUUGAUCAGAUAAAAGAAGAUAUUAUCAGAUUGGAGCAAGACUAUAAUGCAAGUCAAUCUGAUGUUGCUGUGGGUAAACCUGUUUUCACAAAUAAACUGCACGACACCCUGUGGUCAGAGGGCAAAGAAAAAAGGAUCUUACUUGCCCAAAUAAUUUCCAUGUACUGGAAGAUGCUGAAAAAUUCAACCAAUAUUGGAACUGCUAAACACAUCAGGAACCUAGUAAAUGCUCUGGAAUUAUACAAAACAAAAUACAAUGAGAGCUUGAGGAAAGCAACUGAUAUAAUUGAGUUGUCAAAGCUUCCGCUGACCGAUUUAAAACUUCAGCGCAAGGCAGUAGUUGAACUGUACCCAGUUUUACAGGAAGUGAACAAAGAAGAGAUCCAGAGAAAGAGGAGAAGCAAGAAACCCAAUCCCCAACGCCUGCAGCGACUCCGACCAUACCACAGAGGCUAG